Corapipo altera (White-ruffed manakin) is the source of this 2310-nucleotide messenger RNA. RefSeq names its product solute carrier family 47 member 1 (gene SLC47A1). Gene Ontology annotation, cellular component: membrane. Gene Ontology annotation, biological process: xenobiotic detoxification by transmembrane export across the plasma membrane. The record is from RefSeq and is a predicted model, not a curated record. Lineage: Eukaryota; Metazoa; Chordata; Aves; Passeriformes; Pipridae. The coding region runs from base 1 to 1698 and encodes 565 amino acids. Gene Ontology annotation, molecular function: antiporter activity; xenobiotic transmembrane transporter activity. The transcript is spliced from 17 exons.
AUGGCGGCGGGGGCGGCCGUGCGGUGCCUGCGGGGCGCCCGGAGCCUCCUGCCCGCGGGCGCCCGGCGGGAGUGCUGCGAGUUGGCCAGGCUGGCGGGGCCCGUGUUCCUCUCCCAGCUGCUGGGGUUCCUGAUCAGCGUGGUCAGCUCCAUCUUCUGUGGCCACCUGGGGAAAGCUGAGCUGGAUGCCGUGUCACUGGCUGUGUCCGUUAUCAACGUGACAGGCAUCUCCAUCGGGUCUGGUUUAGCCUCAGCAUGUGACACCCUGAUGACUCAGACGUAUGGCAGCAAGAACCUGAAGCAGGUGGGCACCAUCCUGCAGCGGGGCACCCUCAUCCUGCUGCUGUGCUGCUUCCCUUGCUGGGCACUCUUCAUCAACACCGAGCAAAUCCUCCUGCUCAUCCGACAGGACCCCGAGGUCUCCAGGUUAACUCAGGUCUACGUGAUGAUCUUUAUUCCAGCACUUCCUGCGGCGUUUCUGUACCAGCUGCUGACAAGAUAUUUACUAAGUCAGGCGAUCAUUCUGCCUCUGGUGUUGACCGGGAUUGCAGCCAACAUCCUCAACGUGGCCAUGAACGCCUUCUUCCUCUAUGCACUGAAGCUGGGCAUGGUGGGCUCUGCUUGGGCUAAUACUGUUUCUCAGUACACCCAGGCCAUCCUCCUCUUCCUUUACAUGUGGUGGAAGAAGAUCCAUGUGAAGACCUGGGGAGGUUGGAGCAGGGACUGCCUCCUGGACUGGGGCUCCUUCACCUCGCUGGCAGUGCCCGGCAUGAUCAUGAUGUGCAUUGAGUGGUGGACCUUUGAGAUUGGGAGCUUCUUGGCUGGGCUGCUCAGUGUGGUGGAGCUGGGUGCACAGUCCAUCAUCUACGAGCUCGUCUGUGCUGCCUACACGGUGCCUCUGGGCAUCAGCGUGGCUGCGAGUGUCAGGGUGGGCAAUGCCUUGGGAUCGGGGGAUGUGGUGCAAGCCAAGACCUCCUGCAUCACUGCACUGCUGUGCACAGGAGUUAUUGCUGUGCUGGUUGCAACCUUACUGGGAAGCCUAAGAGGCGUGGUGGGAUACAUCUUCACCAAUGACAAGGAGGUCGUUAACUUGGUGUCCAAAGUGAUGCUCAUUUUUGGUCCGUUCCACUUGUUUGAUGCGACAGCAGGGACCUGCGGGGGAGUGCUGCGGGGCACCGGGAAGCAGAAGCUGGGUGCCAUCGCCAACGCCGUCGGAUAUUACACCGUGGGCCUGCCCAUCGGCCUCUCACUGAUGUUUGCAGCCAAGAUGGGGGUCUUGGGUCUGUGGGUUGGGAUGAUCAUUUGCAUCUCUGUGCAAGCCCUUUCCUUCUUGGCUUUUGUCAUCCGCAUGGAUUGGAAGAAAGCUGCAGAGGAGGCUCAAGUCCGAGCUGGAACAAAAGUACAACUGGAAGAUGUGAACUCCAGUGGCACAGCUGCUAACAAAACAUCUGCUGUGGAUUACACCUCUGUUGACACGGACACCAUGGACACCGUGGCCCUGCCUGAAAACAUCGUGGUGGGCCAGAGGCAACCUGACCACGAGCUCAUCACACAGGAGGAGCCCGUUGUUGUUGUUGUCCCUGCUCCUGGUGCCAUGACGUGGAGGGCCCUGAUCCUCCGCCGUGUCCUGGCUGCUGCUGCUGCUGUGGCUGUCCUGCUGGUGGGCAUCCUGGUCCGGCUCCUGACUGGCAAUGGCUAGAGCCAGUGACACUGGGGAGUGUGCACAGAGCAGGAGGGCACGUGGUGAUGUCCCAGGAGGAUGGUGCGGGGAAGGAAUUCCCCUUCGCUUCUUUACAAAAAGUACCUUUGCUCAGUUUCUGGUUAACUCACAAUGUUUUGUCCCACAGUCAGAGUUCUUAGAGGGGGUGAAGAUGUGGCACUUGGGAAAAAAAGUGCUUGAGAGCUGGUUCCUCUCCUGUGUUGCACUGGGAUGUCACUCGUGAUAGGCAGGAGCGUAUCCUGGGGCUGACCCUGGGAGGAGACAGGGUCCUUUUGCUGCUGUCCUGCCCCCUGAGGGCAUUUGUCCAUAUCAUUUGCUAAUGGCAGGGGCUCCUGCUGCCCACAGCACAUUUCCUGGCCUGUGCCAGCAUCUUGCCGUGGCAGAGCCCACUUGCAGCUGCUGUGGCAGCGCAGGGCAAGGUGGAUUCAGCUGGAAGAUGUCUGGCUGCCAUUUGGGUGCUGGCUGCUGGCCCCUGGCCCUGCUCCCCCUGUGGCGGGGCAGGCACAGGGCCUAAAGCAACUCUUCUUUGCACUUUCGUAAGGUGGGAUUUUGAUACAAUAAAGUUUUCUGAGUAAAUGUUGGGCUGUUUAA